Ananas comosus (pineapple) is the source of this 2520-nucleotide messenger RNA. Its product is annotated as TORTIFOLIA1-like protein 3. Gene Ontology annotation, molecular function: microtubule binding. The record is from RefSeq and is a predicted model, not a curated record. Lineage: Eukaryota; Viridiplantae; Streptophyta; Magnoliopsida; Poales; Bromeliaceae. Gene Ontology annotation, cellular component: microtubule. The transcript is spliced from 5 exons. The coding region runs from base 350 to 2053 and encodes 567 amino acids.
GAGAAAAAAAAGAUGGGAACUUUUCUCUCUCAUUAUUAAUUAAGUUCCCACCAUUUUUCCGUACUCGCCCAACCACCGCCUGCUUACUAAUAGCCUAAUAGUUAGUGGUUGAAGCAGCACUCUCGAAACCUGCGCUUCGCGCUUCCACCUCCCCUCUUCUCCUCCCUCAACGCCACCAAUGCCAACGUGUGUGUAGAACUGAAAUGUGAUAUAACACAGGAACGGGUGGGGGGGGAGGAGAUCGAUUCACAUUAACACGCUACUACUACUAGUACUAUUAGGAGUAAGCAUAGUAGUAGUAGUAGUAGAUCAUAAUAGAUCAUAAUAGAUCAUAAUAGUGGUGCGUAGUAUGGAGGAGGGGAUGAAGCAGCGGGUGAAUUGGUGCAUGAACAGGCUGUCGGACCGGGACACGGAGGCGAUGGCGGCGGCGGAGCUGGAGGCGCUGGCGCGGUCGUUGGGGCCGGAAGCGCUGGCGGCCUUCGUCGGCGCCAUCUCCGACGCGCGCCCCGCCGACCGCCCCCCGCUCCGGCGGCACUCCCUCCGGCUCCUCUCCCUGCUGGCCUCCUCCCACCCCGCCCCCUCCCUCGCCCCUCUCCUACCCCGCAUGCUCUCCUCCGCCCUCCGCCGCCUCCGCGACCCCGACUCCUCCGUCCGCUCCGCCUGCGUCCACGCCGUCCGCUCCAUCUUCGCCUCCUCCGCCGCCGCCGCCGCCGCCGCCGCCCCCGCCCUCCUCCGCCCCCUCGAGGACGCCCUCCUCCACGAGCAGGACCCCUGCGCCCAGCUCGCCGCCGCGCUCUGCCUCGCGGCCCCCGACCUCGUCGGGCUCCUCGUGCCCUGCCUCGCCGACUCCCUCGCCGCCGACGACUGGGCGGCGAGGAAGGCCGCCGCCGAGGCGCUCGCGGCGCUCGCCGUCGCGGAGAAGGACCUCUUGCUCGGCUUCAAGGCCUCUUGCCUCUCCUCCUUCGAAUCCCGGAGAUUCGAUAAGGUGAAGAUCGUCCGGGAUGCGAUGAAUCGGAUGCUGGAUGCGUGGAAAGAAAUUCCCACGGUCGUCGAGAUCGAUUCGAAUGCCACGCCGGCCUCCAAAUCACACGCCGAUCCUUCUAUGAAAGAAACCGUAAGUGACGGUCGGGCUUCCGUAAGCACUGCUUCAGUCCCGCCCGCUUCUCCAUUUACCGCGAGGAAGAGUAGAUUUACAUCCAGUAGGUCGCCUCCCCCUGAUGCCUCGCCAAUUAUCACAACUAGAAGGGCCGUUCCUUCCAUUAGGAACAAGAAACACGCGGACUGUGCAAAAACCUCCGACUGGACAGUCGAAACUGCUGGUCCAAACACUCCUUCUAUUGAAGUCGUUAGAGAGGAAAAAGGUCGGGGUCGAGGAGGAGAAAAGGGCGAUAUUAGGUCCAGGUUAGAAGCGAGAAGGAUGCUGUUUGAAAAGAAUCGUGAAGAGAAGGGGAACAAGUCGGCUGGAUUGAAGGCUGGGUCACGGGCGGUCCCGUUUGAGGAGAAUGGGAGUUUCGAAUCAACUGCCGGAGGUGACAAUACAUCUGAUGAGCUUACUGCAGGUCACAAGGAUGGUGACAUUUCAUUAAUUAGGAGGCAGUUGGUUCAGAUAGAGAAGCAGCAGUCCAGCCUACUAGACCUUCUCCAGAGGUUCAUUGGGAGCUCGCAGAACGGAAUACAUUCUCUGGGGACACGAGUGCACGGCAUAGAGAUGGCAUUGGAUGAGAUUUCCCGUGAUUUAGUGUUCUCUUCGCAAAGGAUGUCGAACAACGAUUUCGAAGCAAACACGUGCUGUAGGUUACCCGGAACAGAAUUUCUGAGCCCAAAGUUUUGGAGGAGGCUUGACGGUCGGUACUCUUCUAGGUUUUCCAUUUCUGAUAUGGAGAACAUAGCUGAGAAGGAGAGGGCUCCUUUUAUACAGAAUAAGCAGAGGUAUGGAACUUGGGGUGGCUUAGUCGUCAACCCAUUACCUGAAGUCAACCCUUUUUCAAGAGGCAAUUCAGAAGCUGCUUCAGAUAAAGCGCUAAAGGGUGCGAGACAGGGUGCAGGAAUUUAGCUUACUAAAGAUGGCAAGAAGCAAGAUGUGAUUUCGUAGAACACAAGACCAUGUAGAGCAGAGCAGCUACGCAGAUAUUCCGUUGAUGCAUUACAAAUUCUUUUAUCAAAAAGAAAAAAGAAGAAAUCAUGAAUAUAUGGGGUUAGCUUGGAUUCAUUGCUAGGUAAUCAUUUUAUAUAGCAACGGUUGUUUUAUUUUUCUUUCUCAAUUAUUUCGCCAUUGUCAUACAAAAUGCUCAUAAUAUAUCGUCUGCAGUUCCUUCUUGAUCAACCCACCCUUGUGUGUGGUCUUGUAUAUACCAAUAAUUGUGUGCCGGGCUUUGAAUUAUAGAUCAGGGGCGGGUUACAAAAAAUUGGUCCAUCCUAUGUGAAAAAAACACCAUACAUUGUGGAUGAUGAUCUUUUUCUCUGUACUAUGCCGAUGAAAACGAAUGAAAGAUGUAAAUAUAGGGAAAUAUGUUUGCUUGA